AUGUCGGUUCGCAUGGAUGCCUCGCUCUACAGCGAUGUCGCUCGCAUUGAGCGCGGCGACUACCUGCGCUUUCACUGUGAGCUGCUCUCCGCGAACGGCCGUGACACUCAGCGGUACUUCUUUGGCUGCUACUACCCUCGUUGGCAUGGUUUCUACCUGGAGGAGGUGCGCUCCAUCAUUGGCAAUAUGGGCUACCCUGAGCUAAAGCACUUCCCAUCCUACCCGUUUGACGUGUACCUCAAGUCCGCUGACGUCGCAGAGGCGAAGCACUCGGCUCAGAGCUUCGAAGUGGACUGUGCGAACUCCACGACGUACACCACAGACGACUUUCAGGUAGACAAUAUCAUCGUGCUUGGCCCGCCCCAGAACCAGCGCGACGAUGCCGUGAAGCGGUUCAAGAUAGUCUCGGUGGAUGUGAGUCACCUCAAGACCAAGACCUUCUCUCUAGCCCCUGUGGCGAACCUCAACAGCAGCUCUACUAAUAACCCCGAUACGAUGCUAUCCACUCUGCGCGCACCUGGUGGAGAGCGGGUGCCGGUGCGGCUGUCGAGAGAAGUGCUGGACGUUCUUACGCAGCUUCGAGGAGCUUACAUCGAUCACGCAGGUGGUGGCAUUCCAGAGAUCGGCAUCAAGGCAAUGGGCCGGCCGUUCCGCAAAGUGAGUGACGACGGCCGGCGAUGGAUGACACGCGGCGGCGUGCGCCAGCUUGUCUGCCACUCCCGCGCGUUUGGCGCAGAUGCCGGCUGCUUAUCCGGCACUCGCCAAGCCCAGCAGACGAUUGACGAGGUGACAGACACGAUCUUUAGCGCUUUUCCACACGAGGGGGCUACGCACCCGAUAGCGCCAGGGGAAGAGGCGUGCGAGGAGCGGAUUGACUACGACGUCUUCAUGGAUUAUGUCCGAGGUCACAUGAACUCAACCCGCAAGAAGGCGGUGCUCGAGGUAUUCCAGCAGCUGGACUACGACUCGGACGGCAACAUCACCAUCAAGGAUAUCCAAGCCACUUUCAACGCGCAGGAGCACCCCGUCGUCGUCUGUGACGCCAUCUUCACAGCUGAGAAGCUUCUGAGGGGUUUUCUCGCCAUCUGGGAUGAGAACCAGCACCAUUUUGGACUUGUGCCGUACACCGAGUUCGUGGACUACUACAACGGCCUUAGCGCAGUUAUUGAAGAUGACACUGUCUUCUUGGCCAUCCUCAAGACCACCUGGAAGGUGCCAAACUGGACGAUAAAGUUUGUGUAG
Leishmania braziliensis MHOM/BR/75/M2904 is the source of this 1242-nucleotide messenger RNA. RefSeq names its product putative calcium-binding protein. Gene Ontology annotation, molecular function: calcium ion binding. Lineage: Eukaryota; Euglenozoa; Kinetoplastea; Trypanosomatida; Trypanosomatidae. The transcript has a single exon. The coding region runs from base 1 to 1242 and encodes 413 amino acids. The record is from RefSeq and is a predicted model, not a curated record.